AUAAUGCCGAGCCGACCGUUAGCUCCAACAAGAAGCAGCGUCGAUAUCCGUUCGGACCUUGGAGGGUUACAUUUACCCAACACUUAUUUUCAAAUGGGCCCCGUCGCCUAGCGUUUACUCCCCCAGCCUCGCCGACUGAGUUGAAUUGGGUGCUACUGAACACCAAGCACAUCCUGAAGGUUUCCAUCAAGCACACGGUACAGAGACCAACAACAGAAGAAUGGCAGCUAUUCCAGCAGGCGGUUCUCUUGUGGCGACCACUGACUACUACCGAAGGCGCAUCGGCUCUACGUCCAGCAGCAGCUCUUGCGGCAGUUCGGAGUACAGUGGGGAGGUCAUCCCUCACCAUCCAGGGCUCCCCAAGCAGGACUCUGGUCACUGGUGGUCCAGUUUCUUCUUUGGGAAGCAGCCUGGGAUGACCCCACUGACUGAAGAGGCACAGCAGAAGGCGGGGGUCACAGGUGUGGUGACGAAUGGUCAGAUCACCUGCGUUGCCAGGGAGAUGGUGAUGCAACGGCAGGCGAGUGAGAGCAGUGACGCAGGAAGUCCCACCUCCUCCUGAUCCUGCCGUCUCACUCCAGUCCACACCGCACCUCGGGGGAUCCAAACCAACGACCAACACUAGGUGACGGGAGGAUGUCCCGUUUACAACCUUAUUAGUUGUUUUUUUUAUAUGAUUAUUGUUAUUAUUAUUCAUUGUAGUAUAGGCUGCCUUACUUGUUUUUGUUUCCCUGUGUUUUUUUAUUGACAACCAAAAAAAACUGAAAAAAAAAAAAAAAAGCAGAUGAUGCAACCAACAAGAUCCUUUCUUUUGUAACAUUUGUAAUGUUCUCUGUAAUCUUGUAUUGCCUAAACACUGUGGUGCAUACACGUCCACAUGCCUUUGUUAAACAUUUUUCACUUUGUCACCUUGUGAACUGCAAUAAAGUAGACUCUUGCAGCCUAA
Acanthochromis polyacanthus (spiny chromis) is the source of this 946-nucleotide messenger RNA. RefSeq names its product pancreatic progenitor cell differentiation and proliferation factor b (gene ppdpfb). The record is from RefSeq and is a predicted model, not a curated record. Lineage: Eukaryota; Metazoa; Chordata; Actinopteri; Pomacentridae. Gene Ontology annotation, biological process: cell differentiation; multicellular organism development. The transcript is spliced from 5 exons. The coding region runs from base 221 to 562 and encodes 113 amino acids.